UCUUCAGUGUAAAGUAAAACUUCAAAUAAAAAAAUUACAAUUGCAGAAACCCUAUAAAUAUAUAACACAACUCUCCAUCCUCAUUAUCCAAACAAAUUUCGGCUCUUCAUCAAUUUUCCAUAGACCUGCCAUGGCUAAUUUCGCACAAGAAUUUCAGAGCUUCAGACCCUCAAUUUUUUCCCCAGAUACUGAUCCAAACAUGGAACAAAUGAACCAGUUCAGUCUCCUGGACAGUUCAAACUCGAAUUGUCAAAGCUUCAUGCCUUUCUUCAAUGACAACUUCUUUAAUCAUCCCACUCUACUCGACUUCCCUGGAAGUUUGGCUGAAACUUUUCCAGGUUUUUUCCCACAAAGCAAUCAGAGUCUUGUGCCUGCAGUUGCUCAGUCUACAGUCACAUCUGAAAACGAAAUUCGAGAGGCCAAGAAGGGAAAAGCCGUUGAUAUAUCAGAAAGCAGCUGUGAAAACUCUUCUCCUUUGGCUUCUGAAACUGGGAUCAAGAGGAAAAAUACUUCAGGGAAAAGAAAGAGAGCAAAAAACAAUGAGAAGGAAGAGGAGAAACCAAGGGAGGUUGUUCACGUGAGAGCUAGAAGAGGACAAGCUACUGAUCGCCACAGCUUAGCAGAAAGAGUCAGAAGAGGGAAAAUCAAUGAGAGACUAAGAUGUUUACAAGAUAUUGUUCCAGGAUGCUACAAGACAAUGGGCAUGGCAGUAAUGCUGGAUGAGAUAAUUAAUUAUGUUCAGUCCUUGCAGAAUCAAGUUGAGUUUCUCUCCAUGAAGCUCACUGCAGCAAGCACCUUUUAUGACUUCAAUUCAGAGUCAGACGCCAUAGAAAAAAUGCAGAGGGCAAACGCAAAUGAGGCAAAAGAUGAGUUGGAGAGAUUGAUGAGAGAAGGAUAUGGGGGAAUUGGUUGCUCCCAGAUAGGAAGACCGUUCUGAUGGACUUCAACUUUUUAUCUGUCAUACAACACUUGAAGAUGAAGGUGCUCGAUCUAAUAUUUCCUAAAUUUUUUUCCAUUUUCAAGAAAACUUGUCCCCACUUCAUGUUAUACAUAGCUAGUUGUUCUGGACUUCCUGUAUACUUGUAAUUGCCACUCACACAUGUGGGGGAAUUCAGUCAGUAUGAAUUGUUUGAAGAGAAGAAGAAGAAGAAAAAAAUAGAAAAUCUUAUCCAUUCAUUAUCCA
Messenger RNA from Mangifera indica (mango), 1183 nucleotides. Its product is annotated as transcription factor BEE 3-like. Gene Ontology annotation, biological process: regulation of DNA-templated transcription. The transcript has 6 exons. Gene Ontology annotation, cellular component: nucleus. Lineage: Eukaryota; Viridiplantae; Streptophyta; Magnoliopsida; Sapindales; Anacardiaceae. Gene Ontology annotation, molecular function: DNA-binding transcription factor activity; protein dimerization activity. The record is from RefSeq and is a predicted model, not a curated record. The coding region runs from base 131 to 937 and encodes 268 amino acids.